GAAGAAUCCUUAGAAACUUCUCGUUAGCCAAAACCAUCAUGUCUAGAAGUUACGAUUCUCGUACUACCAUUUUUUCUCCUGAAGGACGUCUAUAUCAAGUAGAAUACGCCUUAGAGGCAAUUAAUCACGCUGGUGUUGCUUUAGGAAUUGUUGCUAAAGAUGGUAUUGUUUUAGCAGCCGAGAAGAAGGUUACCAGUAAAUUGCUUGAGCAAGAGGAAUCAGCUGAGAAGCUUUAUCACAUUGGAGACAACAUGGUUUGUGCUGUAGCUGGUCUUACCGCAGAUGCCAAUAUUUUGAUUAAUUAUGCCAGAAGAGUUGGUCAGCAGUACUUACAAACGUUUAACGAAGAAAUGCCAUGUGAACAGUUAGUUCGACGUGUUUGUGACUUAAAACAAGGAUACACUCAAUACGGUGGUUUACGUCCUUUUGGUGUCUCCUUUUUGUAUGCUGGAUGGGAUCAUAUCCAUGGUUAUCAAUUAUUCCAAUCCAAUCCCUCUGGAAAUUACGGAAACUGGCAAGCAAAUAGUAUUGGAGGUAACAGUACAAGCAUCCAAAGUUUAAUGCGUCAGGAAUAUAAAGAAGAUAUUACUUUAGAAGAGGCCUCUGCAAUGGCUGUUAAGUUCUUGGGUGAAACCCUUGACAACAAUUCGCUUACAGAUGAAAAAAUUGAAUUUGCAACUAUUUCUAAAGAUGAAGAAAAAAAGCGCAUGGUCUGCAAGAUCCUCAGACCGAAGGAAAUCAACGAAGUCCUUACAAAGUAUCAAAGUGAUGCUCAACCUCAAUCUCAACGUGCAUAAGUUGUUUCUUGUUUUAAGCCCUAUAUUCUGUAUUCGCUUAUAAUUUAGUUUAGAGACAAGUGCAUGUCAUGCCUGAUGUCCUUUCUCGUUUACGCCUUUUAGCUAAAUUCCCUUUUUCAUGAAGGUUAUUAAUAACACUCUCCAUACAUCUUUUUCCUCCGUUCUUUUCAACAUUUGGUGACUUGUGGAUUUUUAGAUUUCAUUGGUUCUCAUUCUCAUAAAGUUACGCUAAAUGGAUUUCUUAUAUCUGAAACUGACUCUGUGCAAUGGAUAUCCAUUUUUACAUGAUCUACGUUACCAUUCUCCCUAUAACCAUAGAAAAUUGAAAAUACCAAAAGAGUGAGGAAUUUCGUUUGCUUGUAUUAGAAUGAUUAUCAUG
Schizosaccharomyces octosporus yFS286 is the source of this 1176-nucleotide messenger RNA. Its product is annotated as 20S proteasome component alpha 3. Gene Ontology annotation, biological process: ubiquitin-dependent protein catabolic process. The transcript has a single exon. Bases 39 to 797 code for a protein of 252 amino acids. Gene Ontology annotation, cellular component: nucleus; proteasome core complex, alpha-subunit complex; cytosol. The record is from RefSeq and is a predicted model, not a curated record. NCBI's taxonomy places the organism in Eukaryota, Fungi, Ascomycota, Schizosaccharomycetes, Schizosaccharomycetales, Schizosaccharomycetaceae.